GAAAUCCGUUCCUCUGCCUAAGUAGCUUCACUUCUCAAACAAAGUCAACACCGCCAACCUCACCUCCUUCCCUACACCUCCAUCAAUCGCAUCAAUCAACAGUACAAUGUCCUGGUUCCAAAAAUCCUUCACCCUCCCCUCCCGCUCGCGGGGCAGCUACCUCAUCACGGACCAGGUGCUGUCCGAGCUGCCGGAGAUCCGGGAGUACAAGGUCGGCCUGCUGAACCUGUUCGUGCAGCACACCAGCUGCGCGCUGUCGCUGAACGAGAACUGGGACGAGGACGUGCGGGCCGACAUGAGCGACGCGCUGGACCGCAUCGCCCCCUACGACAAGAAGGGGAACCUGUAUCGCCAUUCCGCGGAGGGGGAGGAUGAUAUGCCGGCGCAUAUCAAGUCCGCGUUGGUCGGGGCUUCGGUGACGAUUCCGAUCACGAACGGUCGGUUGGCGACGGGGACGUGGCAGGGGAUUUGGUAUUUGGAGUUCCGCACGAGUCGGCACUCGCGGAAGGUGGUGGCUACUAUCCAGGGUGAGAAGGCGUGAGUUCGAGGGGUCUAAUGGUGGGUUUGCUGUGAGGGGUGGUAUAUAGCUUCGAACCAACCCAGAAUGGAGAGAUACGAACGA
This is a messenger RNA of Aspergillus fijiensis CBS 313.89, 622 nucleotides long. RefSeq names its product YjbQ family protein. The transcript has 3 exons. NCBI's taxonomy places the organism in Eukaryota, Fungi, Ascomycota, Eurotiomycetes, Eurotiales, Aspergillaceae. The record is from RefSeq and is a predicted model, not a curated record. The coding region runs from base 107 to 541 and encodes 144 amino acids.